Lycium ferocissimum is the source of this 2006-nucleotide messenger RNA. Its product is annotated as GDSL esterase/lipase EXL3-like. The transcript is spliced from 5 exons. Lineage: Eukaryota; Viridiplantae; Streptophyta; Magnoliopsida; Solanales; Solanaceae. Gene Ontology annotation, molecular function: hydrolase activity, acting on ester bonds. Gene Ontology annotation, cellular component: extracellular region. The record is from RefSeq and is a predicted model, not a curated record. The coding region runs from base 104 to 1183 and encodes 359 amino acids.
CGUACUCAAAUCUGCCAUUUGAAAGCUCUAAUCUGGACCUAUCCCUCAUUUCCCCCUUCUUCUUCUUGAACUCAAAGUGUCUAACUUUUGUUGCUAAUAUAACAUGUUGUGUUGUCGUUCAAUAUUAUCUUUACAUGUGCUCUUUUUAUUCUAUGUUGUUCUUUUAUCCGAAGGGAAGAUGCAGCUACCAAAAAACUUGAAUAUGAAGGCCGUUUUUAUGUUCGGAGAUUCCAUAGUUGAUCAAGGAAAUAAUAACAAUAUGACAACCAUAGCCAAGUGUAAUUUUCCACCUUAUGGGAAAGACUUUGUUGAUGGAAAGGCAACUGGAAGAUUUUCGAAUGCCAAAACACCGGCAGACUUGAUAGUGGAAGAACUUGGAAUUAAAGAGCUAAUGCCAGCUUAUCUCGACCCCAAAUUGCAAGCUGAAGAUCUUAAAACUGGAGUAAGUUUUGCAUCAGGAGCUUGUGGAUACGACCCUCAAACAGCUGCCUUUAUGUCAGUGAUGCCACUAUCUACUCAAUUAAAUUAUUUUCAAGAAUAUAUUGGGAAGCUAAAGGGACUGGUUGGAGAAAAAGAAGCCAACAACAUACUAAACAACAGCCUAUACUUUGUGGUAGCUGGAAGCAAUGACCUUGCCAACACCUACUUCACAAUUGGAUUUCGCCAGAAGCAGUAUAAUAUUAACUCAUAUACUGAUUUUAUGGUGGAUGGAGCUGCAGAUUUUAUCCAAGAAUUGUACAAGUUGGGAGCAAGAAAAAUAGGAGUUUUUGGGAUUCCACCAGUUGGUUGUUUGCCAUUGCAGAGAACAAUAAGUGGAGGUAUAGCUAGACUAUGUAUAGAGGAAUACAAUGAAGCUGCUCAAUUGGCCAACACUAAGCUUUCUACUGCCAUUAAUGAUACACUAUCCAAGAAGUUGCCUCACUCCAAGCUGGUUUUCAUUGACCUCUAUGAUCCUAUGCUUGAUCUCAUUGUCAACCCUCAAAAAUAUGGAUUUGAAGUGGUAGAUAAAGGAUGCUGUGGUACAGGAAGCAUAGAGGUGGUCUUUUUAUGCAACAGAUACAUGAGUAGUACAUGUGAAGAUGACACAAAAUAUUUGUUUUGGGAUAGUUAUCAUCCCACUGAAAGAGGCUACAGGAUCCUAGUUGAUCAACUGAUGAAAAAGUAUAUCAAUAGUUUCACAUAAACAUUGAAUAUCAAGAUCCAGGAUAUUGCUUCCCCCAGACAUUGGGAAAAAGCUCACAAAACAAGUGUGCGCCUUUUCGUCCGUACUUCAUCACUGUCCUAAUAUCUGUAUUGAUUGAAUUUUUUUUUGUUCUUUUAUAUAGAAUGUGUUUGUGUCCUAUACUAGAGUUUGAACCUUUAUACAUCUUAUGUUUUUUCCAUUUAGAUACCUAAAGGGUUUUGUAUUGUUGAGAUUUAAAGAAAUCCCGAGUUUGUGCUUACUUUAUAUUAGGAAUCCAAUGGCAAAAAGCUAAUUACAUGGCCCUACCUGCGUUUUUAUUUUGUACAUAGACGAUCUCUGGUUAUAGAGCUAAAGAUGUAGCCGCUCUCCAGUGGCAAUUGGCAAGAAAGUAAACAGAAUCUUCCUUGUAGGGUAAUUCAAUCAGCGUGUAACUGGAAAUGCAAGUUACAAUGUCUAAUUUUGCUACCUGAGACAGUUUUCUAAGUGAUAUAUAUGUCAGUGAAGCAACAUAUUAUUACAAAGGUUUAGUGAAGGGGGGUUGCAGAUUAGCCCAUAAAGUUUUUAAGCAAUAUAGGGAAGGUAACACCCACCAAAGCCAUAUAAUACAACCAUUCAUUUAUGUUAAAGAGUCCCAAAUUGGUCGACGAAAUGAGCUAUGGUCUUCCUUGAUCUUAUGCUAUUCUUAUCUCACGGAGGCUGGAGCUAACUUGUAUUAGACUCAAGGCCCAUUUUCUGUACAAUUAACUACAACUUCCAAUGUACUAUUGCACCUGGAUAUUGGCAGCGCCCAUAUCUCCUAGCUUCUACUCAAACUACACAUGUA